GAGACGGCAUAGCUAAACAUGGCGUCGGACGGAAUGAUUUUAACAAACCACGACCACCAAAUUCGAGUCGGAAUUCUUACGGUGAGUGACAGCUGCUUCAGGAACCUUGCUGAAGAUCGCAGCGGAAUCAACCUCAAAGACCUUGUCCACGAUCCCUCCCUGCUUGGAGGUAUAAUCUCUGCAUACAAAAUCGUCCCCGAUGAAAUAGAUGAGAUCAAGGAAACGCUGGUGGACUGGUGCGAUGAGAAGGAGCUGAACCUGAUCCUGACCACCGGAGGGACCGGCUUCGCACCGCGCGACGUCACCCCAGAGGCUACCAGAGAGGUCAUAGAGAGGGAGGCUCCCGGUAUGGCCCUGGCUAUGCUUAUGGGAUCUCUCAACGUCACGCCGCUUGGUAUGCUGUCCCGGCCAGUGUGUGGCAUCAGAGGCAAAACCCUCAUCAUCAACCUGCCGGGGAGCAAGAAAGGAUCACAGGAGUGCUUCCAGUUCAUCCUGCCGGCGCUGCCGCACGCCAUCGACCUGCUGCGGGACGCCAUAGUGCGUGUGAAGGAGGUGCACGAUGCGCUGGAGGACCUGCCCUCGCCCCCGCCGCCCCUCUCGCCGCUGCCCGCGCCGGGCCCCGGCUCGCCCCGCAAGCAGACGGAGGACAAGGGCGUGCAGUGCGAGGAGGAGGACGAGGAGAAGAAGGACAGCGGCGUGGCCUCCACCGAGGACAGCGCCUCCUCGCACAUCACCGCCGCCGCCAUCGCCGCCAAGAGCAUGAAGUCGUCCUACCCCAGUCACACCGGUUUCAUGGCCAAGGGGGGGCGGCACGUGCCUGGUCUGCUCCCCCCUCCCCCCAAACAUUUCUCCUGCGCCUGUGGUGACCAGCCGAUCCCUGACUCCAUCAUCUCGCGAGGUGUGCAGGUGUUGCCCCGGGAUACGGCCUCCCUCAGCACCACGCCGUCCGAGUCUCCGCGCGCCCAGCCCUCUCGCUUCUCCACUGCCUCCUGCCCCACCCCCAAGGCACGGCUCCCCUCCAGCUCAUCCACCUGUAGUAUGUCUGAGGUGCAGUCUCGCUGUAGCAGCAAAGAGAACAUCUUGCGAUCCAGCCACAGCGCGGUGGACAUCACCAAGGUGGCGCGUCGUCACCGCAUGUCCCCGUUCCCGCUGACCUCCAUGGACAAGGCCUUCAUCACUGUGUUGGAGAUGACCCCCGUCCUGGGCACAGAGAUCAUCAACUACAGAGAUGGCAUGGGUCGGGUCCUGGCCCAGGACGUGUACGCCAAAGACAACCUGCCCCCGUUCCCUGCCUCCGUCAAGGAUGGCUACGCCGUCAGAGCUGCCGACGGGCCUGGGGACCGCUUCAUCAUUGGGGAGUCCCAAGCAGGAGAGCAGCCCACACACACAGUGAUGCCGGGCCAGGUGAUGCGUGUGACGACAGGGGCUCCCAUCCCCUGCGGUGCCGACGCUGUGGUGCAGGUGGAGGACACAGAGCUACUCCGGGAAUCAGAGGACGGAACAGAAGAACUAGAGGUGCGAAUUCUGGUGCAGGCUCGACCCGGACAAGAUAUCAGGCCCAUCGGCCACGACAUCAAGCGUGGGGAGUGCGUGCUGGCCAAGGGCACCCACAUGGGCCCCUCGGAGAUCGGCCUGCUGGCCACCGUGGGCGUCACCGAGGUGGAGGUGCAGAAGUUCCCCGUGGUGGCCGUCAUGUCCACCGGCAACGAGCUGUUGAACCCAGAGGAUGACCUGCACCCUGGUAAGAUCCGGGACAGCAACCGCUCCACCCUGCUGGCCACCAUCCAGGAGCACGGGUACCCCACCAUCAACCUGGGCAUCGUCGGAGACAAUCCAGAUGAUCUGCUCAACGCUCUGAACGAGGGCAUCAGCCGCGCAGACGUGAUCAUCACCUCAGGUGGCGUGUCCAUGGGGGAGAAGGUGAGGGACUACCUAAAGCAGGUCCUGGACAUCGACCUGCACGCUCAAAUUCACUUUGGACGAGUGUUCAUGAAACCCGGUCUUCCUACCACAUUUGCCACUCUUGACAUCAAUGGACACCGAAAACUGAUAUUUGCCCUCCCAGGCAAUCCGGUGUCAGCUGUAGUCACCUGCAAUCUCUUUGUCAUCCCCGCUCUGAGGAAGAUGCAAGGGAUCCUGGAUCCACGGCCAACCAUCAUCAAAGCUCGGUUAUCAUGUGAUGUGAAGUUGGAUCCACGGCCCGAGUACCACCGCUGCAUACUAACAUGGCAUCAUCAGGAGCCAUUGCCAUGGGCACAGAGCACAGGGAACCAGAUGAGCAGUCGACUCAUGAGCAUGCGCAGUGCCAACGGCCUGCUGAUGCUGCCGCCCAAGACCGAGCAAUACGUGGAGCUGCACAAGGGGGAGGUGGUGGACGUCAUGGUUAUCGGACGACUAUGAUGGUGACGUCCCCACCCCAACGGACAGCGAGACGGACGGAGAGAGACAGACACAGAGAGAAAGAGAAAGAAAGAGACAUGGAUAAGAAAAGGAGGAGGAGGAGGAGGAAGUGGUGCAUGUCCACAUAUCAUUACUAUUCUGUAAUAUGCAAAUGGCACAGCAAGUUUGUACUGAUUUGACCAACCCGACGUUGAUUGGAAGGGGUAAUCAACAACUCACUGACUGCUGAAAACAAAAAGUGGUUUACUGUACUGGCAAUGUUACUUGGAAAAAGAAAUCCUUAUUAUUUCAAAACGAAAGAAAUCGAAAAAAAAUAUUAUACCUUUUAAAAUAAGACUAUAUAUAAUAUAUAAGAUUUAUUCUGUAAUAUAUUAUUAUGAUUAUUAUUAUGAAUAUCAUCAUCACCAUCAUUCUAUUAAGCAACUCUGUUCUCGUUUCAUCGCAAAAUUGCUUUGUGUGUUCUCAACGCUAGCCCUUAUAGAUAGCUGUAGCAUUUUAGUAGAAAGCUGUAGAUUCCUGACUGGGAUUCAUUGAAAUGCUUAUUUCCGGACUUUAGAGGACGUAAGGACAAAAAGUGUU
This is a messenger RNA of Engraulis encrasicolus (European anchovy), 2979 nucleotides long. It is a transcript of the gene gphna, whose product is annotated as gephyrin a. The record is from RefSeq and is a predicted model, not a curated record. Gene Ontology annotation, molecular function: molybdopterin molybdotransferase activity. Gene Ontology annotation, cellular component: cytosol; postsynaptic membrane; postsynaptic specialization. The coding region runs from base 19 to 2400 and encodes 793 amino acids. Gene Ontology annotation, biological process: glycine receptor clustering; Mo-molybdopterin cofactor biosynthetic process; gamma-aminobutyric acid receptor clustering. The transcript is spliced from 24 exons. NCBI's taxonomy places the organism in Eukaryota, Metazoa, Chordata, Actinopteri, Clupeiformes, Engraulidae.